Thrips palmi is the source of this 2900-nucleotide messenger RNA. Its product is annotated as WD repeat-containing protein 47. NCBI's taxonomy places the organism in Eukaryota, Metazoa, Arthropoda, Insecta, Thysanoptera, Thripidae. Gene Ontology annotation, molecular function: protein binding. The record is from RefSeq and is a predicted model, not a curated record.
GGGACUGGCGUCGGCCCGGGGACGGUCCACGGCAGCCAGCUCCACCACGUCGGGCAUCUCCAUGAACGGGGACUCCAUCAUAAGCCAGCCCUCGACCUUCGACCCGGACCAGAGCCACUACGACACAGUCAAGCCCGUGGGUUCCGGCGCGGGCGGCGCGAGCAUCGGCAGCCCCGGCCGGCCCAAGUUCGUGGCGGUGACGGCCCUGGAGGACGUGCAGGCGGUGCGCUGCGCCGAGUUCCACCCGCACGGCAAGGUGUACGCCGUGGGCUCCAACUCCAAGACCCUGCGCAUCUGCGCCUACCCCAAACUCAGCGACUUGCGGGAGGACCAUGUCACAUACCAACCAACUGUGCUGUUCAAGCGAACAAGGCAUCACAAGGGAUCCAUCUACUGUAUGGCUUGGUCUCCGGUUGGUGACUUGAUGGCCACUGGUUCAAACGACAAGACGGUGAAACUAAUGCGCUUUAAUGCAGACACCUCCAACUUAGAAGGACAAGAAAUAGAGUUGACCAUGCAUGAUGGCACAGUUCGCGACGUGUGCUUCCUUGAAGAUACCAGUAAUAAGUCAAGCUUGCUGAUCAGUGGUGGUGCCGGCGACUGUAAAAUUUAUGUCACUGACUGUGCAACUGGCCAACCUUACCAAGCUCUUAGUGGGCACUCAGGGCAUAUACUCUCUCUUUACAAUUGGGGCGGUGCCAUGUUUGUCAGUGGAUCACAGGAUAAAACUGUCCGGUUUUGGGAUUUGCGCACCAGAGGCUGCGUAGACAUGGUUGCACCACAGACACAGCCUGGAAGCAGGGUGGGAUCCCCAGUUGCUGCUAUUUGUAUGGAUCCGUCUGGCCGCCUCCUUGUGUCUGGCCAUGAAGAUGCAUCCUGCGUUCUCUAUGAUGUGAGAGGAGGACGAACUGUGCAAUGCUUCAAGCCUCAUGCAUCAGACAUCCGGUCAAUUCGGUUCUCUCCAAGUGCUUACUACUUACUUACAGCUGGAUACGACAAUAAACUUGUGCUCACUGACCUUCAAGGUGACUUGACUAUGCCCCUUCCAAGUGUGGUCGUCGCACAACACGCCGAUAAGGUCAUCUCAGGGCGAUGGCACCCAACAGAGUUCUCCUUCCUCAGCACCAGUGCUGACAAAACUGCCACGCUUUGGGCCUUGCCACCAGUUUAGCAUUCCUCUCUUCAUUUCUCUUUCUGUUAAAGCUAUGGAGUUACACUUAACAAAGUUUGUAUAUAUCAUAAUUUAUAAAUUUGUUUAAGUAUAACUGUGACUUUUUUGAAAUGUGCAAUGUACCUUCCCAUUACAUUCCAUUAGGUGAGCAGGCUUUAUAUUUCCCUGUUGCAUUGCCUUUACUUUGAUCUUCUAGUUAUCUCUAGUUUUGUAACUGUAAUUUGUUGCAAUUAAAAUUAAAGAAAGCGAUGAUUUCUUUUUCUCAUUUGGCCAUAAGAUAUUUGCAAAGAUUAAACAGUAUUUCAGUUUUGAAGUACUAGGCUGUGAUGUGGCCGUAGCUGUAGCUUUUAUGUAGUCCCGCAAUGCCUCAAUAUUUUUAUUUUUUUUGUAGUUGAGUUAAUUCAUGGUGAGUAAUCUAUUCAUUUGAUUUCCAAAGUUAUUCCUUUUGUUGGAUCACUUGGAUGAAUGAUAUAUUUUUAUGCCUUGUGCUAUAAUUGUUCCCUGUCUGUUGUAUGUAUGUUCGACCUCUUUUUCUUUCUAAGUAGCUCCUACUUUUUUAAUAAAGUAUAAAAGUACUUGAGAAAUAGUGAGAAGCGACCAAUGAUAAUAGGACGACCUAUGAAUGUUGUACAAUUGUAGCCUUAAUAACCACUAGCCAAUGGCAGCAUAUACUCCUCAUCCAUUAAAAGUACUACUGAGUAGAAAUUUGUAACUUCUUUGCUCUUGAGAACUAAAAUAAAAAAGGAGUGAAUAACAACUUGUAACAUUGCAUUGUACUUGCGUAUGAAACCAACUUGAGGGAGAGUACUAAAUGCUGUGCAACUGUUGUCAGAAUUACCUGAAAUCUGUUUCUAAUCAUGAUAAUGGAUUACUAAACUAAUCAUUAAUCGUACCAAAUACAAGUAAGGCCACACGAGAAUGGCAACACCCUCAUUACUUGAUUUAAGUUGUGUUGUAAAUUGUUCAGAUUGUAUAGUGUUAUUUUGUUAUGCAAGAGAGUAACAUUUUUAAUCUAUGUACAGUUAAACAGAAUGGGAUUGCCGACUGACUGACACAGAUACAGGGAUUAAAGGAUUCUGCAGCUUUUCUAUUAUCUUUUCUUCUUACUAGGACUUGGAGCUCUCUAUUUAAAUAUUUUGACUGCUAUGUAAAUACCAUGUAAAAAGAACUAUUACCUUAAGUUUAGGCACUCUGGUGAUGGGCCCUGGGCUCCUCGCCGAGUAAAUGUUUGUAGCGUCUUAAAAACUUGUUAUUUUCUUGUGCAUGUGAAUAGCUUCUUGUUACUCUGCACAGAAAAUUCGUAGUCAAUGUUAUUUAUGCUGUAGGUUUUCCAGUUAAUUACAAAAGUUGAAGCCCAAAGUUGAAUCUUUUAUUGUUCAAUGUUUGCCUCUGUUUUCUUUUAUAUCAAGUGCAAUAACCUUGAUAAACGUUUUUUGUCCCUGUUGAUGUAUAUAUUGUACAAUUAUUAAUAUUUUUGAGAUUCUAUGCCAUGUUUUGAUAGUGAUUAAUGUAUGGAAUUAUAUAGCACUGCAUUAAGUAAGAGUGAAUUUGUGUUAUCCGUGCAAAUUCCUUUGCUUUGCUUUUUAUUGCUACCACAAGUAUCCAUUUUUGAUUUGCAAUGUUCACCCUUUUUUAAAUGCAAAAGAAAAGACAACAUUUUGUGUACCCGUUAAGAUGGCUUGGAAUCAAAUAAUGAUAAUAAUAAUAAAACUUAAACUUUCAUGACCAA